This is a messenger RNA of Closterium sp. Naga37s-1, 1767 nucleotides long. The record is from the annotation of a GenBank genome assembly. NCBI's taxonomy places the organism in Eukaryota, Viridiplantae, Streptophyta, Zygnematophyceae, Desmidiales, Closteriaceae.
AUGCGAGGCGGCCGGCCCAUCCCCGCGCGCAACACACCCAUCUCCGAUCACCGCCCCGCUCCUACCAACCUCCCCUGCCUGCUUCGCCACCGCGCGUCUCGUCGCGCGCGCUGCCCGUCUGCCCGCCAUCACUCGCUCGCGCGGGCCGCCAUCGUUCUGCGCAACUCCCCCCUCGCGCCAACACCGCCCGUCCAACGCGGUUUUUUCCGCCCAUCCCUUCCGCCGAUUUCUUUCCGCCCAUCCCUUCCGCCCAUUUCGUUCCCCCCAUUCCUUUCUCCCCCUUCCUUCCCCCUACUGUCCCCCCUCCUGCCCCCCUCUUUUCCCCCUCCUUUCCCAAGCCUCUCCCCCUCCUUUCCCCCUCCUCUCCCCCUCCUCUCCCCCUCAUUUCCCCCUCAUUUCCCCCUCCUUACCCCUUCCGCCCUCCUGCGUUUGUGCCGCAUCUGCCUCUUUCCCCCACCUUUCCCCCCACCUUCUUCCCUGUUUCCCCUCCUUUCCCCGUCAUCAUCCUUUUGCCCUCCUUUCCCUUUCCUGCCAGCAUCACUCUUCCCUCCUUUUUCCCCCUCCCUUAACCCCUUACCCCCCGCGUGCGCCCCCCCCCCCCCCAUGCCGCGCUGCAGGCGGCACUCUGGCAGGCGUGCCACUGCCUGGGCGCCCCCCAGUGCGGCGGGGCGCCAUGCAGGGGAGGCCACGGCAUCACCGCUCAUGCACGCACCCCUCCUUCCGCCCUCCCUGCCCCUCCUCCGCCCUCCUUUUCCCCUCUCUCUCCCCCAAUUCCUCUCCUUUCUCCCUCCUGCCCAAAGCUUCCUGCCCCCCUCUUUCCCCCCCCUUUUUCCCUCCGUUCCGCCUGCUUCCCCUCUCCCGUCCCCCUCUUUUUUUCCUCCUUUCCCCCUCCGUCCCCAUCCUUCCCCCUCCUUCCCUCUCCUGUCCUCCGAUACCUCUCCAUCACUCCUCCUUUACCCUCCCUUCACUCUCCUUCUUCACCCCCCUUUUCCCCUCCUCCCCCCCCUUUGUUCCGCCCCCUUUCCCCAUGCUGCCCCCAGCCUGCCGCCCGCCUGCCCUGCUGUGUGCUCUCAAGGCGCCAGUGCUGCGGAGGAGGGCAGGGGAGGGCACCGCCUCCUAUUCCUCUGCCCUUCUCCUCCUUUCCCCUCCUUUCUCCGCUCCCUUCUUCCUCCUUUCCCCGCCUUUCUUCGCUGCCUUCCCCCUGCUGCCGCGCUGCAGGCGACAGGGGUGCAGGCGGCGUGCAGGGAGGGCGGGAGCGGGGAGGCAGGCAGGCGUGGUGUCUACGGGGCCCACCACUCGCCCUGCCACCACACGUGCUGCUCCUCAGCCCCUCCUUCCUACCGCUUGCCCACUCCCCCCCCUCCAGCAGCGUUGCAUGUGAUCUUGCCUAGUUUCAUGGCAGCACCUAUUUGUGUCCUACUCAGCAGUCAAGGCCGCCAUGGGCGCCGUGGGAGGGCAGCCAGCGCGGCCUUGGACGUUCUGCGAGGCGGCUUGACUGCAGCUUCAGCGUGCACUGCCCUCACCUCCCUCUGUGGAACAACACAUUUCGGCCGCGGAAUCAGACUCGCUCCCUCCACGCGCCGCCUAGGCGCUCCAUUGUUGCUUGGUUUGGGGAUGCGCGACGGUGGUGCUACUGAUCUCGUUUCCGCAGCCUUGGUGCGACCACCUGACGGGCUCGACACGCACGCGACCAACGCACGUGAUUCCGACGCUGCUGACUCCGACGCUGCUGAUUCCGACGCUGCUGAUUCUGUCGCAGCAGAUUGA